Molecule: messenger RNA, 959 nt
Organism: Rattus rattus (black rat)
Lineage: Eukaryota; Metazoa; Chordata; Mammalia; Rodentia; Muridae
Gene: Gzmm
Product: granzyme M
Exons: 5
Coding region: 64-858 (264 amino acids)
Biological process (GO): proteolysis
Molecular function (GO): serine-type endopeptidase activity
Source: RefSeq, a predicted model, not a curated record
UGUCUCCACCGGAAGAGAAGGUGUGGGGCCCCUUCCCCCAGGGACCACCAGUCCUGUGCCAGGAUGGAGGUCCGCCGGUCCCUGCUGCUCCUGCUGGCCCUGAAAACACUGUGGGCAGUAGGCAACAGAUUUGAGGCCCAGAUCAUUGGGGGUCGAGAGGCAGUCCCGCACUCCCGCCCAUACAUGGUCUCGCUACAGAAUGCCAAGUCCCACGUGUGUGGGGGAGUCCUCGUGCAUCAGAAGUGGGUGUUGACCGCUGCCCACUGCCUGUCUGAACCGCUACAGCAGCUGAAGCUGGUGUUCGGCCUGCACAGCCUUCAUGAUCCCAAAGAUCCUGGCCUUACCUUCUACAUCAAGCAAGCCAUUAAACACCCUGGCUACAACCUCAAAUACGAGAACGACCUGGCCCUGCUUAAGCUGGAUGGACGGGUGAAGCCCAGCAAGAAAGUCAAACCACUGGCUCUUCCAAGAAAGCCCCGAGACAAGCCUGCAGAAGGCUCCCAGUGCAGCACGGCUGGAUGGGGUAUAACCCGCCAGAGGGGACAGCUAGCCAGGUCCCUGCAGGAGCUCGACCUGCGUCUGCUGGACACCCGGAUGUGUAACAACAGCCGCUUCUGGAACGGUGUCCUCACGGACAGCAUGCUGUGCUUAAAGGCUGGGGCCAAGGGCCAAGCUCCUUGCAAGGGUGACUCUGGAGGGCCCCUGGUGUGUGGCAAAGGCAAGGUGGAUGGGAUCCUGUCUUUCAGCUCCAAAAACUGCACAGACAUCUUCAAGCCCACCGUGGCCACUGCUGUAGCCCCCUACAGCUCCUGGAUCAGGAAGGUCAUUGGUCGCUGGUCACCCCAGCCUCUGGCCUGAUGUCCCAAACUAUCUGGGACAUCAUUCUUGAUGGCUGGGGCUGGGAAGGGACCAGGUGUGCCUCUGGGGACCAAUAAAUCCUGAUAUAUCUGUUGGGUCUA